AGUUUGUACUUCCGGGUUGACUGUCAUGGCAGCGCCCUAUGGAAUGCACUCAUGAAUGUACUAGCAAACGAUAAGUGAAGCCCUUUCAUUAAAAGACCAAACCUAGCUAUAUUUCGCGGAGCAGAGGUCAGUCAUGAAUUUCAAAGAGGUGUUGAAGUGGAACACACGACUGUCUGCAGUGUACGCUGUCGGUAUCUGGACCAUGGUCGGUUCCUACGCGUACUUCAGAUACACAGGGCGCUUUAAGGACACGCCGGUGAAAGAAGAGGUGCCAGAGCCGGAAGAUCCAAACAAGGUCGUCUACCUGUCUGAUCACUCCAAAACUGUCAUCGUCUACAAGAAAGACUUUGUCCCGUACAGCACAAGGAUCUACAAUUUCAUCAAAUCCUUCAGCAGUCAACCUGGGAGUGGAGACGGUGACAAAUAGCUGCAUCAGUGCAAAGGACGGUGGACACUGAACUUGCUAAGUGCAAGUUUUUACAACGCACUAUGAAUGAAUGCUUCUGUGUGAGGACAUUGUCUUUAUUUGUAAAAUAAAUUCUAGUACACUGUCCAGGUUUGAGGAAGCUGCCGUUGUUUUUGGAUGCUAAUAAUCAGUCCCCAAAUAUAUUUCAUUAUGUCAACAGUAUUCAUUAGGCUAUUACUGUCGGAUUCAUCCAUACUAUUUCCAAAAUACAAAGUUGCCACAACUACUAUUGCUGUAUAAAUAAACCUAAUCUCUUCAUUAUGGAAGAGGCACUAUUA
This is a messenger RNA of Perca fluviatilis (European perch), 744 nucleotides long. Its product is annotated as small integral membrane protein 26-like. The transcript has 2 exons. Bases 134 to 427 code for a protein of 97 amino acids. Gene Ontology annotation, cellular component: mitochondrion. NCBI's taxonomy places the organism in Eukaryota, Metazoa, Chordata, Actinopteri, Perciformes, Percidae. The record is from RefSeq and is a predicted model, not a curated record.